GCUUCCCGUGGCGCGGCUGGGGAGCGGAGGGGCUUGCAGAGGCGGAAGGAUAACUGCCGGUUCUCCUCCCUCGUGCCUGGAGUCCCCUAGUCCUCGCCAGGGCCGCGCUGCCGGUGCCUUUCCCUGUGUCUCCCCGUGGUAAAGACGUUUGCUUUGCUGCGGCGCCUGGAGAUGCUGCGUCAGGUGGAGUACAGAUAUAAGGUCAAGAAAGAUUUAAAUGGACUUCUGAAGUAACCCAAGGAAGAAAAAUGGAGACAGAGACCAUUUCAAGUCUCAGACAGCAACUCAAGGAAGCAGAGAAUGAGCGAAGAAAGGCAGCACAAUAUGGCUUGCAUUUACUGGAGUCCCAAACUGAAGUUCAGAAGCAGUUGGAUCAAGUACGCCAUGAAUUGACUGAGAAGACCGAGACAUUUGAACAGGAGAAAUACUCCCUUCAGAGAGAAAUCGAACUCAAGAAUCGCAUGCUGGAAAGCUUGAGUUUUGAGUGCGACUGCCUUAAGCAACAGCAAAACUUGCAACUGGAUAAUCAGAAAGAACAGCUUGCCAGAGUCUAUGGACAAGAAAUCAGUGACCUUAAAAACAAGUUGGAGAACCUGAAAGCAGAACUAGAUGAAACCCGACUCUCGGAGAAACAGCUGAGACACAAAGUGGAUCACCAGAAGGAAAUAAUUGCUGCCAAAUCAGAAGAACUCCAUAUGAUGUCUGAACGUGUACAUGAGACCAUGUCUUCAGAAAUGCUCAAUCUUCAGAUAGAGCUCACUGAGCUAGAAAGUGCAAAGGCCAGUGCUGAAGAAAAGGUGAAUGAGCUGCAGUACAGUAAAGAGCAACUAGAACUCAUGAACAGUAAUUUACGUAAUCAGCUGGAGCGCCUGCAGGGAGAAAAAGAAGAGAGGGAGAAAGAAGUUGUUUUUUACUAUAAUGCGCUGGAGAAAGCACGUGAAGCUAAUCAGGAUCUUAAAGUUCAGCUGGAUCAUGCAGUCCAGCAGUCUUUGGACCCCACAAGAAAAGGCAAUUCUCUCUUUGCUGAGGUGGAGGACCGUAGGGCAGAAAUGGAACGACAGCUGAUCAGUGUGAAAAUAAAAUAUCAGUCCCUACAAAAGCAGCAUGCAUUCACCAGAGAACAAUUGCAAAGAAUGAAGCUGCAGAUGGCUACACUAUUACAAAUGAAAGGCUCACAGGCAGAGUUUGAGCAGCUGGAACGCUUACAGUCAAUGUUAGAGCAAAAGAAUGGUGAGGUAGAAGAUCUUCUUAUCAAAGUGAGGCAGCUAGAAAAAUUUAAGAGUUUAUAUGAGAAUAUGGAAGAAUCCAAAGCCAGCAGUGGCUCAAAAGGAGGAGAGUCUGGAGAUGGUUACUAUGCAGAUUUACUGCAAAUUAAACUUGACAACUCUAACAAGGAAACCGAAACCUUGAAAAAUGAAUUAUCCUUGCAGAGGAUGAAAGCUCUGUAUGAGAGCCAAAGGGUCCUGGAAGUUGAAAGGAAACUCUUCACAAACGAGAGACAUUUGCAAGCUUGUCAGAGUGAGAAUAUGAACCUGAGAGUUAAGCUGGAUGAACUAAAGAUGAAAUAUGAACCUGAAGAAUUAGCUAAAGGCACUAGAAUUAAAAAGAAGAGGGAGAAGAUACCUGUGGACACUACUUGUGAGUACUUAGACAGCAGAAAUACUUCAGAGAAAGAAUCUUCUGUCACUUCUGUCACUCAAUUGCCAAGCAAAGAAGAAACAAAGAUGACUUUCAAGAACUUGAAACCAAAUGAUGCUUCUCCAAAAAAACACACUCUUGAAGCACCACCAAUUAACGUAGCUCUUCCAGCAACGCAAAAAGUAGCUGAACAUGAAAAAGAAAGAAAGAGAGUCAAGAUUAAAGAUGAGAGUGAAGAUGGCUUUACUUCAUAUGGCAGAAGUGGAAACAAUUCCUUGACUUCAGCUGCCUCCAGGUUAACAGCUGAAUCCAGAUUUGAAACGACAGAAGAAGAAGAAAAGAAAGAAAAUAAAAUCAUGACUGAGAAGAAAACAGAAAAGAAAAAAUACACAACGUUGUAUGUAUCUUCCAAGCCAACUUCUGAAACACAGUGUGCUCAGCAAUAAAAUGAGGUUUCUGGGAGGAACCUGAGGCUUAGGGAGUCCUGCUUCAGCAAGAAAUACCAAGUCAACUUAAGUCACACAUAAAUGUCCAGGUUCCUAACUUUGAAACUCUUGUUUUAUGAACAGUAUGAUCACAUCAGUGAGAGUUGCACUACUGAUACCUUACAGGUUAAGUUCUUCGGUGAUGUCAUCUGAAGUGUUGCCUUGUCUUAAGUCUUGAUUGAGUCUCUACAUAUGUACUUGUUACAGAAGUUCUAUUAUACAAUAAGACGGGUCAACCCUGAGCAGGACAGAUUAGACAGUCUUGAUGCAGAGCUCAACUAAGUCAUCCUCCUGAAUUUCUUUCAGUUCUUGGAUUCUCGAUUCUUAAUACUUUUCUCCCCUAAAAUGUAGUGCAGACUGAUGUUCAUGUGCACCUCUGCAAUCACUUUUUUAUGCAUCUUGUUGGGAUAGUGUUCUUUUGAAAUGACAAAUUCUCAUACUACUAAUGAAAAUGAACUUUCAUUUCUCUUCCUUUCUAAAAUGUAGUCUGUAUUGCAUUUCAGGCAAAGCUUUUAUUCAAAGUAGUCCAUUUUUUGAUUGAGAGAUGAACUAUUUUAUGUAGAAAGCUUUGCUAAAAAAAUUCCACUCAAUAAAAGCUAAGAAGUUGCA
This is a messenger RNA of Pogoniulus pusillus (Red-fronted tinkerbird), 2732 nucleotides long. RefSeq names its product spindle apparatus coiled-coil protein 1 (gene SPDL1). Gene Ontology annotation, molecular function: kinetochore binding. The record is from RefSeq and is a predicted model, not a curated record. Gene Ontology annotation, biological process: protein localization to kinetochore; establishment of mitotic spindle orientation; mitotic spindle assembly checkpoint signaling. The transcript has 13 exons. Gene Ontology annotation, cellular component: spindle pole; outer kinetochore. The coding region runs from base 249 to 2084 and encodes 611 amino acids. Lineage: Eukaryota; Metazoa; Chordata; Aves; Piciformes; Lybiidae.